AAGAAAGCAACCCACCCAAGCCAGCUUCAACAAUAUGAAAAUCCAUUUGAUACUGAAAAUAAAUAAAUAAAAAGGUCUUUAGAUAAUCAUAUAAAACGAUCCCACCCUCGUUCUUCCUCACCCUUUCUCUUACCUUCCAUUACAAGUCUUCUUCUUCUUCUUCUUCUCCCUUUCUGUUUUUUUUUCCUUUUAUUUAAUCUAAACAAUAAUGUCUGAAGAUCUUGGAUCACUCCAAGAUUUGGCGAAAACAAAUUUAACCAAACUAAACAUUCAAUCUUCCAAUCAAGAAAUCAAGAAUAAUCAAGGCGAAAGUAGCAGCGAGUGUUCGACGCCGACCUCGGAGGAAAACAAGAUCCCGGCAGUUUUCUCAUGCCCGGGAGCGCCAAGAAAACCUAGGAAAACACUUGUUUCUUGUAAGCGGAAGCUGUCUGAAUUCCACUUCUUCGAGACCCUCAACAGGGAUGAAGUCGAUGCGUUUUUCGAAGCUGGUUUUCAUGAUUCCAUCUCUAAAAGAAGGUGCUCACGUACAUGAAAUUAUUAUAUAUAUGCUUAUUUCUGGGUUUUUACAUGUAAUUUUAUUUAUUUGUUUGUUUUAUGUAUGUAUGAGUUGAAAUUACACGCAAAUCUCAACCACUGGAAUUCAAACCGAAUUACAUAAAGUCUUGUAAUAAUCAGACAGUUUUUGUUUGGUUUU
Messenger RNA from Hibiscus syriacus, 694 nucleotides. Its product is annotated as cyclin-dependent protein kinase inhibitor SMR1-like. NCBI's taxonomy places the organism in Eukaryota, Viridiplantae, Streptophyta, Magnoliopsida, Malvales, Malvaceae. Bases 209 to 532 code for a protein of 107 amino acids. The transcript has a single exon. The record is from RefSeq and is a predicted model, not a curated record. Gene Ontology annotation, biological process: regulation of DNA endoreduplication.